GUUGCUUGCCGCUGCUGCUUCGCCGUGUCUCGCCACCUCACGCUUCGUGGUCAAGGUGCACCCGUAGUCACGUGGUUAACUUACGAAAGUGUGUAACAGGCAAACAAAACUGGGUCGCUCGUUCGUUCAUACAACGCCGUUCGCAUGGUCCGUUUAUUCGACGUUGCGAGAGAGAGGAAGAAUCACAUGUGCGGUAUGCGUGCAACCCGCGGCUCCCUCCCGUUUCCUCCACGUUUAUUCCCUCGCGUGGCAUCGCGUGGCACGCCGUGUCACUUUUGAUCGGUCGCGUGUGAACGUGUAUUUUUCGACGGUGCAUUAUUACGCGGGAUAAUCGCGAGAUCGCGAACGUCUCGUGAAGAUUCAUAUUUCAUCCUUUCAGAGUGUCUCCCUUGAAGAUCGACGCGACCGAGAAUUGUCCAAGAGAGGACACCCCUGUUCCCCUCGCGAUAAUAAUUAAGUCUAAGAAAAAGGCGGCUAUUGCUCGCGAUUUUGGUAAGUGGUCUGUGCUACGUGAACGUGGUGGAUGAUGUGACUCUCGAUCGUUGUACCCGCCACCGCCGGUUACAUGUUUUCGAGGGGAUUAAAACGGAAUCCGACGAGGUGGAAUUAAUGCAGCGCAACGAUAGGUACAAAGCGAAUCGUUGCGUGAGCGGGGGCGGUGGCCGCGGGAACGGCGCGACUGGUACCGGAGGCGGUCUAGGUAACGGAGGCAGCGGCCGCGGGGGCGGCGGGGGCGGUAGCCCCGGCAGGGGCGGCGGCGGAGGCGGCGGAGGCGGCGUCGGAGGAGGAGGCGGAGGUAGGAACGGAGGAAUAGACGGUGGUGCGAUACCCGCUACACCACCGACGAUCAGCCGUUACCACCACCGCUACCAUCACCACCAUCACCACCAUCAUCGUAAUCACGAGCACGUCACCACGACCACCACGGCGGACGCCACCACCAUCACUGGCGUCGCCUGGCACCUCAGGCACAAGCUACCCCUUGGAAAGCAGUGCCUCGAACACCGUCUUCAACACCGGCAUCACCAUCGGUCCCCCUAUCGGGCCUUAAACAUGGGCCAAAAGAUUUCAGGAGGGGUUAAAAGCGUGACACGCGAGGCUACAGCAGGAGCUGUCGGUGGAGUCGGCGUCGGCGGUGGCGGCGUCGUAGCUUACAAACCAGUGGUACCAAGAGAGCUGGCGCAACACUUCGCGAGGCCGCCACGGCUCGAUGUCCUUCUCGACAUGCCACCCGCUUCGCGGGAAACACAAAUUCAUCAUAGCUGGAAUGCUAAUGAUCGUAGCCUCAACAUAUUUGUCAAGGACGACGACAAGUUAACAUUUCACCGGCAUCCAGUGGCUCAAAGCACAGAUUGCAUAAGAGGGAGGGUAGGGUACACGAAAGGAAUGCACGUCUGGGAGCUGUUCUGGAGCACGAGGCAAAGAGGAACGCAUGCCGUGGUUGGCGUUGCGACGGCAGAAGCACCCCUUCACAGUGUCGGCUAUCAAAGUUUGGUGGGCAACAAUGAGCAAAGCUGGGGGUGGGAUCUCGGUAGGAACAAACUUCUCCACGAUUCGAAGAACAAUACCGGUAUCACUUAUCCGGCUCUUCUCAAAUCCGAUGAAACGUUCAUUGUUCCUGACAAAUUUCUAGUGGUCUUGGACAUGGAUGAAGGUACGUUAGCAUUUGUCGUUGACGGCCAGUAUCUUGGUGUCGCGUUUAAAGGCCUGAAAGGCAAGAAACUUCACCCCAUUGUAUCCGCUGUUUGGGGACACUGUGAAAUCACGAUGAAAUAUAUCGGUGGACUUGAUCCCGAACCUUUGCCUUUGAUGGAUCUCUGUCGAAGAGUGAUCCGGAAACGAAUUGGCAAAGAUAAGAUAGAAGAGAAAGUGAACGCGUUGAGCCUGCCGUUAGCGGUGAAGACUUAUCUCCUGUAUCGUGACAGGAGGUAACUACCGAGUGCUAGCUCCGUAAAUAUUACAACCACGAUUACGACUGUGAACACCACUGCGCUAUUGAAUCGUUGCCACCACGACGCACAGGGGAACGCCCGCUACCCCGUCGCAUGCCACCGAGCAGACCAGCCCAUAAGCCGCUUGUACGAUCCAUGGUGUUUCUAUCCAUGUCAGGAUAAGUCAAGACGAGCACGAUCUUCGUGGUCGCGUACGUUAUCGUCAUCGUCGUCGACUUCGUCGUCGUCGUCAUCGUCGUCGUCGUCGUCGUCGUCGUCGUCUUCUUCGUCGUCGUCGUCGUCGUCGUCGUCGUCGUCAUCGACGUCGUCGUCGUCGUCGUCAUCGUCUUCAUCAUCCGUAUCAUCGCUGGCAUGAUUAUUCGUCGUUGUAUCCAUAUGUUCAUCAUUCUCGUUGUCAUUGUCGUUGUUAACCUGAUCGUUAUCGUCGUUGUCGUUCCCGAAUAAAAUCAAGAUGUGCACGCUAAUGUGGAGGAAAGGAAAGAAUUUUAAAAAAAGGCACGAACACACACGGGACACAUACGCGAAUCGUAUCGGGACUAGCGAAUUAUUUAGGUGAUAUUGUUGUCUUGUGUUAACGUCUAUAUGCGAUUAAAAUCGUGACGAAGUCUUUAUCAAUUGUUAAUAAUGAUAAUUAAUAGAAAAAAUGGCGCACGAUGCAUUUCGAUAAGCAUUUCGUGCACAUCGCUCGGCGCUGUUAUCUUCUUUUUAUCUUUUUUUUUUCUUUUAUUUCGUUUCUUUUUUUUUUCUUUUUUUUUUUUUUUUUUUUUUUUUUUUUUUUUUUUUUUUUUUUUUUAGUAAUUUUUUUUAGUUAUCGCGUUAUUAAAACGUUCUGUGACGAAGAAGAUACAAGCUAAGAAAUAGAGGACCAGAUUAUAUGGACGAGAAUACACACACGUGGCUCGGAUAGAGAAGAAAGAUCGCAAGAAGGAAAACAGCUCUUCAUAUAGUUGGCCAGUAAAACGUUACACUUAGUCGAGUUUGAAGGCUGAUAACGGAUAACGUUUCGAUUAUUAAUCAACAAUGGGUAGCGGGCUUGUUCUAGUCCUGCCACAUUGCGCGAAUAAGAAACGAGAAGACAACGGAGUAGAAAUAAAUUUCUUCACGAUUUAAAUGAAGAGGAAAAAUCGACGAAACUUCGAAAAGAAGAUUUGUUAACCGCACGACGCGGAAACAAUUAUUGUUCAUACGAACUGUCAAAAAAAAAAAAAAAAGAAAAAUGUGUGUACAGUGAAAAAAGCCAGCCGAUCGAACAGCCACCUUCCAAUAGACUCAUUUUUCAAGUAUUUUCUAAGCAUGCUAGGUCUAAUGAAAUAUAGUGGUAUGUAUGAUUCGUGGAUGGACACGAAAGGGAACGAAAGAGAACUUUAAGAUAUACAUAUAUAAAUAUAUAUAAAUAUAUAUAAAUAUAUAUAUAUAUAUAUAUAUAUAUGUAUAUAUAUAUAUAUGAUUUAAUAAGUAACACGCCUCCGAUUUUUCGUAUUUUGUUUUAUUUUGUGUAUCGUUUAGUUAGAAAAAGCCCCGAAAAAAGCAUACGUAUCGCAGCUAGAAAUUAUUUCUAAAUGAUAUAUUUUAGCGGAACAUUAAGAAAGAAGAAUUAUUAUGAACCACGAAAUUUAAGGCGUACACGAUUAUCGUAUUUGAAUAAAACUCGAGAAAAACAGGAGAGAGAGACAAAAAUAUAAUUACCUCGAUUAAGUUGAUUGAAGAUAAUAAAAAGAAGAAGAAAAAAAAAAACAAGAAGAAAACAAUGAAGAUUAGUUGUACGUAGUUAAACAUUUAGAGCGAGCGAACGAACACGGGCAUAUUAUGGCUGAUUAGAUUCCAAACACGAAUUAAAACUGUCUCGAGGAGAGAAAAAGAGCUACCUGAGACAUCGGUGUGCGAGAGUGUUAAUGAGUGUAUUAUAACGCUGAAAAAAAAAAAAAUCAUCGAGAAAUAUGGUCACGAUGAUGAUGAUGAUGAUGAUAGUGAUGAAUGGGAUAAUGAUGAUAGAUAAAACAAUUAUAUCGGGCGUGUUGCUACCUAUACUAUUAGCAUGACAAAUUAUGACUGGUCCCUAGUAACUCUUUAAUCUUACGUUUGUCGCUUAAGUUUAAUGAUAAUGUGCCGUUUAUCGGCGAUGUCGAUUUGUACAUAGGGUAUAAUUAUAAUAAUAUCUAUCGGUACGACAAUGAAUGUAUUGUGGGUAGUCAUUGUAUCCAAGACCGUAAGGACGAACCGAAUGCGAGAAAAAGAAAGAAGAAAAAGUAUAUAGAAUUCUAUCGCAUGCAAAUAACACAGAGGCAAAAUUGUCAAUGAAAACAGCUCUCCAUUUUUAUUUUCCAUUUAGUCACUUCCAUUUAAUCUCUUUCUUUGGUUCUUUUUUUUUUUUUUUUUUUUUUUUUCUAAACUUUCGAGAGACGAAAGUAAACGUUUUGCUUGAUACCACGCAUCGUUGUUCAUUCUCUCUCUAAAAAAAAAAAAGCGAGUUUUCUUGCAGAGCUCGUCUUUUACAAAAAAAAACGUCUUCCAGUUUGUCUGGCCAGACAUAUGGUUACAUCUUUUUGUGAAACGAAAAAGAAAACUGUCCUUUUCUUUUUUUUUCUUUUUUUUUUUUUUUUUUUUUAUAUAUAUAUAUACACAAGUUUUAUAUCGUAGCCACGUUUCUUACCAAUUAAUUUCAUCUAUUUCCAUCGAUUUAAAAGCCGUUCUCAAAGACACGCACGAUCUCGCAAUCGGCAGCCAUUCGUGAUGCGGUCAUCAAUACGCACACCCAAACUCGCUGUUAGAGCAAUGUUCACCUUCGCUAUCUUUGCUCGAUUCUCCUCUCGGCCGAGGCCUCGAAACUUUCGGCCGAGAAGGGAGAACGCGAGAAGAGAAAAGGAACAAAUUAAAGAUUCGUGGCAAAGGAAAGAGAAGAAAGGAGGAAAGGAUGGAGGAGGAUCUAAACGGAUGGAAAUAAAAAGGAAAAGAGUGAGAUUGUACGAAACGAGCGAAACGAAAAAGUUGUUCUCACGUGUUAGUUGAUCGAGCGAUAAUGCGCGCUGCAACGUGCUUUCUUCGCGCAUCAACGCUCGAAUGUUCGAAACUUAUAGCCAUGUAUAUUUCGGGCAACGUGUGUGUCGCGUGUUGUAUCGCGUAGCGGUGAAAAAAAGAAGGAUUUACCGCGAUCAUAGUGACUCGACGUCUUCGUCGUGGUUAUACGCCGUUCGUCGAAACUUUUGCCUCGUUUGUAAGAAAAAAAAGAAAGAAAGAAAGAAAGAAAGAAAGAAAGAAAGAAGAAAAUAAAACUAAAAUAAUAAUAAUAUAAAAUAAAAUAGAGAACGGUUCUCUCUCGAGCGCGACGCGGACGUCGCGUGUAUUAUCUUGUAUGCGUGAAAUCAAGUGGAAGUAAACGGAGCACAUAAAUAGCGAGUAAAAGAAAAAGAAAUUGUAUAAGGUAUAAAAAAAAAAAAAAAAAAACACGUAUAUAGGAAAGAUUUAAAAAAUGCGAGUGUUGGACACUCGUUUCUGGACGCGCGUUUCGAAAAACGAGAGAAAGAAAGAGAAUGAGAGAAAUAUCACCGACGUUAGUGCAGUGUGAAAGAGAAAGAGGAAAAAGGAAGUGAGAUUCACACACAUACACGCGCGCGCGCGUCGAGAAGACAUUAUCUUUUUUCCGCGAAUCACACUCUCCUCCAUCUUGCUACCGUCGUGUUGUACCUAUAUUAUUUUCUAUAAAAAAAAAAAAAAAAAACAAGCGAUUGAUUUUUUUUUUUUCUUUUUCGUUUUUUCUUCGUGCGCGUGUCACGUUCCAAGCAUAUGAGACAGAACAAGAAAAAGGUAUAGCGUUUAGAAUGUUGUAUAUAUUAUUAAUUAAUGAUUAAUAUUAAUAUUAUUAUUAUUGUAUCGGCUCGAUAUAGUUUAAUUGAUUAAUCAAUUAUAUCGUGUUAGUCGGCAUAAUUGUGGAUUCAGUUUUUGUACGGUAGGAGAAACGAUCUAAUUAAACGCGAUCGAUCGAUCGACAGUGUUGGAUUGAGAGAGAAAGAUUGGGCACGUUCUCUUUGUGGCUCGUCGUUCUUUUUCUUUUUCUUUUUUUUUUUUUUUUUUUUUUUCUCUUUUUCUUACUUUUCUUUCGCAUUCGAGCGACGACGCUUCCGGAACGCGCCCAUGAAGACUUCCUAUUAUUUAAAUCGCAUUAACGAUUGGACGAAAGAUGAUGGAUUACUGCGAAUAAAGCAAGUAAAAAGUAAAGAAACGUGUUUUUAUACCGCCGCGUAUUCGUUCCAACGCGUUUUGUCCUCUUUUUUUAUAUACAUAUAUAUACAUAUAUAUAUAUAGCGUAUUUUACGUGUCUUCCAACUUUACGUUCAUGAUUUUGCUUUUUUUGUUUCCUUUUUUUUUUUUUUUUU
This is a messenger RNA of Apis laboriosa (Himalayan honeybee), 6322 nucleotides long. RefSeq names its product protein gustavus. The transcript has 6 exons. Gene Ontology annotation, molecular function: protein binding. Gene Ontology annotation, biological process: proteasome-mediated ubiquitin-dependent protein catabolic process. NCBI's taxonomy places the organism in Eukaryota, Metazoa, Arthropoda, Insecta, Hymenoptera, Apidae. The record is from RefSeq and is a predicted model, not a curated record. Gene Ontology annotation, cellular component: SCF ubiquitin ligase complex. Bases 610 to 1932 code for a protein of 440 amino acids.